AUGAUCCGAGGUGCGGUACAUCUUCGACCUCAGCAUACAUUUUGUAUCAGCGAGCUGUGUAAGGAGAAACGACACCGCCUUACCGAGGAGCGUUCUGUCAUAGCUCGUCUAUACAUGCUAUGCCAGGGAAUACUUCCCAUCAGCCCCAAGAAUCUGUAUUGUCGUUUUUGCGAAACUCGCUAUUAUCAUAACUAUCGCGUUGAAAAGUACCAUGACACCGAAACCAAUAGAGAUGGUACUCGACGCAUUUAUGAAGACUACAUGGCGUCUGAUAUAUAUCAAAUUACUCAGAGUCAAUGGGUACACCGAGAGCUUAUGGACUUCUUCCAGGCCCAGAUGGCGUUCUCCCAUGCAUCUGCGGAGAGUAUCUGCCGCAUCUAUAAUGCUGCGCUGGCGCAUCCGACAGGAGUUGGCAUUUCAGGUGGACGCCUGAAGGACGAAAUGGGUGCACGGCUUGUCUACGAUGCCUUCUUUACUCUUUCCUGCUGGCAUUCUCUCAACGAACGUGGAUUUCCUUUCGUCACGCCUAACCAUGAUGAUUUACAUGCAAGACUGCUGCCCCCGCUCCGCCUCCAAAACCAUCUAAUGCGCGGAACUGGUCAAGAAAUGUGGGCGCACAGAUGCAAGGGAUGCAUGAAGAUGACCCGCAUAGAUGGUGUUGCUCGAUUUAGUACGGCUGGAGUCACCGACGGUGUGACUAUUGGUCAUAACCGAUGUACCAUUGAGGGUGUCUGUAUGAAACCACUCCAGAAUUCACAGAGUCAGUUCUGUGAAGAGCACAGCUACAAAGGGGAAGAAUGUUUCAUUUUAGAUUGUUGCACCCGUCGCCUUCAUAGAUGCAUGUCCUGUGGGAAUCCAGACCACAUGGCUGCCGAGGAGGCAUUGCCACAAAACACGAGGAAGUCCAUUAUGGAAAACUUACGCCAUUUCGAGCAUGCAGCUGGAGUCGCCUCCUCUUCUGCUGAUGAUGAAUCUCCCCAUCUCCAUACUAAGAAAUACGUGGCACGCAAAGUGACACAUAAUGAUCAGCUCGUGGUGUAUGCCUGUGGUAUUAUUGCAGCCCGCACUACUAUGUAUAACUCAGAAGGUAUUGUGGAAGUCAAAAAUUUCCUGAAAAGUGUUUUCCCUGCAGAGUAUCCUGGUGCAAUGCCGUCUUUCUUGUUCUAUGACAACAACUGUCAACUUCUCCAACAUUUGACUGCCACUGGAGAUCUACAUUUUGCUCGAUGUGGUCUUCCUGUAGAUGUGUUUCAUUUUCGCAAACAUAAAGACAGCGAUUCAUUCUGCGCGCUAUACUGCAAUCCCGCAAAAUUUCCAGAGCUCCUUUCUCACGACGGCCAUGAUUAUGUAUUCAACUCUUCAGUUGCAGAGCAGGUCAAUCGAUGGUAUGGUAGAUUUCAAGCCAUAACGAGAGAGAUGUCAGCAGAUCGGUACAAUUUCUACCUGGACGAAAUGAUAGCUAUUCGCAACCAGUGGCUCGUCCAACAACUGCGUUUGAAAGGGUGGUGCCCUUUGAUUUUACCCAUGGAUAUUUUACUCGGCAGAGAUUAA
Messenger RNA from Desarmillaria tabescens, 1551 nucleotides. RefSeq lists its product as uncharacterized. The coding region runs from base 1 to 1551 and encodes 516 amino acids. The transcript has 6 exons. The record is from RefSeq and is a predicted model, not a curated record. Lineage: Eukaryota; Fungi; Basidiomycota; Agaricomycetes; Agaricales; Physalacriaceae.